This is a messenger RNA of Zea mays, 898 nucleotides long. RefSeq lists its product as uncharacterized. Gene Ontology annotation, biological process: stomatal complex development; guard cell differentiation. NCBI's taxonomy places the organism in Eukaryota, Viridiplantae, Streptophyta, Magnoliopsida, Poales, Poaceae. The coding region runs from base 128 to 502 and encodes 124 amino acids. The transcript is spliced from 2 exons. The record is from RefSeq and is marked predicted.
GACGACCCAACGUCCCAGCUGCUGGCCAACUUUCGCCUUUCUUCGCCAUCAUCGCCUCCUCUCCCAUUCAUUCCUUCCUUCCUUCCACACGAGAGCCUGCCUUUUUCCCGAUCCGCAUCGUCAUCAAAUGGGCCAUCUUUUCCUCCUCCUGGUAGCCCUCCUCCUACUCACCUCCACGCGUGCCGCCGCCGCCGUCCACGCCAAAGCUUCGGUCAUUGAGGAGGCGAGUUUCGCUGGCAUCAGAGGCGUGAUCGGAUCCAGGCCGCCGACCUGCGAGGGGAGGUGCAGGUCCUGUGGCCAUUGCGAGGCAGUGCAGGUGCCCGUAUCUCCGCAGCAGCUUCAGAGGAGGAAGAAGGAGGGUCUCGGCCUUGGCAGCAGCAGAGCUGCUGCUGCUGCUGCCGGUGGAAGAGCAAGAGCAAUGCCGGCCUCCUACUACGACCACUCCAACUACAAGCCCCUGAGCUGGCGAUGCAAGUGUGGGCGGCACAUCCUGGACCCUUGAAAGAUGAAACGCCAGCGCUGGUCGAUCGGAACCAGUCUUCUGCUGCGCUUGUGGAUAUAAUGUACUAAUAGUACAGGAUCACUUUUGGGUUUGGUGAUUGUUUUCAUCUUUCCUCUUAUAUUAUGAUCAAGAAGGUGCUGCUGUCCCUUUUGGCCGUGGUGAUCACCGGAGAAACGUAUAUGGUGACAAGCGUAUAUAUGCUCCUCUUGCUUUACAUGGACGCUUGCCGUCAGUUAACUCGACGCUGCUGCUGGAUAAUAGCAUUCAGUGCCAGACUAUUAUGGCAUCCAAGCUAGGUAAUUUUGUUCAAGCUUGGUUCGAUCUAUCUAAGCCAUCCUUUAUUUUGGCUUCACUUUUGUCAGAGAGCACAUCCAGCUACCAUCUUUUUGGAUCAGC